Arabidopsis thaliana (thale cress) is the source of this 1604-nucleotide messenger RNA. Its product is annotated as 2-oxoglutarate (2OG) and Fe(II)-dependent oxygenase superfamily protein. Gene Ontology annotation, cellular component: cytoplasm. Lineage: Eukaryota; Viridiplantae; Streptophyta; Magnoliopsida; Brassicales; Brassicaceae. The coding region runs from base 93 to 1172 and encodes 359 amino acids. The transcript is spliced from 3 exons. The record is from RefSeq and is marked reviewed. Gene Ontology annotation, molecular function: oxidoreductase activity; 3-butenylglucosinolate 2-hydroxylase activity.
GUUUUGUUAUAUAUAUCGAGAGGCCUAAGACAACACUUACACGUCUAUCUUUCUUUCCUUUGUAUACCAAAAAAUAUAAAAUAAAAAACACUAUGGCGGAAAACUACGACCGUGCCAGUGAGUUAAAAGCAUUCGACGAGAUGAAGAUUGGCGUGAAAGGACUCGUCGACGCCGGAGUCACAAAAGUCCCGCGCAUUUUCCAUAACCCGCAUGUUAACGUAGCAAACCCUAAGCCUACAUCGACGGUGGUGAUGAUUCCAACAAUCGAUCUAGGUGGCGUGUUCGAAUCCACGGUCGUGCGAGAGAGUGUAGUUGCGAAGGUUAAAGACGCAAUGGAGAAGUUUGGAUUUUUCCAGGCGAUUAACCAUGGGGUUCCACUUGAUGUGAUGGAGAAGAUGAUAAAUGGUAUUCGUCGGUUUCACGACCAAGAUCCAGAAGUGAGGAAAAUGUUCUAUACCCGAGACAAAACCAAAAAGCUUAAAUAUCACUCUAAUGCUGAUCUCUAUGAGUCUCCUGCUGCGAGUUGGAGAGAUACCUUAAGUUGUGUCAUGGCUCCUGAUGUUCCAAAAGCACAGGACUUACCUGAGGUUUGUGGGGAGAUCAUGUUGGAGUACUCAAAGGAAGUGAUGAAGUUAGCGGAGUUAAUGUUUGAAAUUUUAUCAGAAGCUUUAGGGUUGAGUCCUAACCACCUCAAAGAAAUGGAUUGCGCAAAAGGUUUAUGGAUGCUCUGUCAUUGUUUUCCACCCUGUCCUGAGCCAAACCGAACAUUCGGCGGCGCUCAGCACACAGACAGAUCUUUCCUUACUAUUCUUCUUAACGACAACAAUGGAGGACUUCAAGUUCUCUACGAUGGAUACUGGAUCGAUGUUCCUCCUAAUCCCGAAGCACUUAUCUUUAACGUAGGAGAUUUCCUCCAGCUUAUCUCGAAUGACAAGUUUGUAAGCAUGGAGCAUAGAAUUUUGGCAAAUGGAGGUGAAGAGCCGCGCAUUUCGGUCGCUUGUUUCUUUGUGCAUACUUUUACUUCACCAAGUUCGAGAGUAUAUGGACCCAUUAAAGAGCUUCUGUCUGAGCUAAACCCUCCAAAAUACAGAGACACCACCUCGGAAUCCUCCAAUCACUAUGUGGCUAGAAAACCUAAUGGGAAUUCUUCGUUGGACCAUUUAAGGAUCUGAAACUUGAACCUAUAUCUCAGAGGUUUUCUUGAGUUUCCAAUAAAAUUUGGUGCACGCUGUGACGUACCAUGUUCAAGACCUUGAACGUAUCAUUCAAUAAUUCUUCCGUUGUGAGUUUCGGCUGCAUGUUUGACCCAAACCAGAGAGAGUAUGGAUCAAUCAAGGAGAGUGAACCUAAAAAUAAAAAAAAAAUAAAAAAAAAGAGUGUGAACCUUUAAUUAUGUAAAAUCUUAAAUAAACAUCGAGAUUGUAUUUAAGGAUUUUCCAUUUGUUAUAAUCUCAAUUUACCUUUAAUAUGAGGUUUAUAUUCUUUCUUAUAACAUAUCAACAUCAAACAAUAUUAUAGCAAAGAUAAUGUGAUUAUUUAGUUAUUGAAAUUGAAAUUAUCCACACACCAAUUCAUUUUGUUUUGUUAUAUAUAUCGAGAGGCCU